AUGUACUUCCCUCUCCCUUAUGGGCUUGAGUGCAUGAACCCUUUUGCACUACAUAUGCGAACUCGCAGUGGGCAGAGGCCUUAUGAAUGUACACAGUGUGGGAAAGCCUUUAGGUAUGCCUCAAACCUCAUUAGACAUAGGCGAAGUCACAGUGGGAAGAGGCCUUAUGAAUGUAAGGAAUGUGGGAAAGGUUUUAGUCGUGCCUCACAUCUCACUGUCCAUGUAAGAAAUCACAGAGGAGAGAGGCCGUAUGAAUGUAAGCAAUGUGGGAAAACCUUUAGCUAUUUCUCAUCCCUUACUAAACAUAGAAGAACCCACAGUGGGGAGAGGCCUUACAAAUGUAAGGAAUGUGGGAAAGCCUUUACUUAUUCCUCAUCCUUUAUUGAACAUACAAGAACUCACAGUGGGGAGAGGCCUUACGAAUGUAAAGAAUGUGGGAAAGCCUUUAGUUGUUCCUCAUCCCUUACUACCCAUAGAAGAACUCACAGUGGAGAGAGGCCUUACAAAUGUAAGGAAUGUGGGAAAGCCUUUAGGCAUGCCUCGUCCCUCACUAUACAUACGCGGACUCACAGUGGAGAGAGGCCCUAUAUAUGUAACGAAUGUGGGAAAGCGUUUAGUUGUUCAUCAUCUCUUACUAUUCAUAGAAGAAUUCACAGUGGAGAGAGGCCAUAUGUAUGUAAGGAAUGUGGGAAAGCCUUUAGUUUUUCCUCAUCCCUUAGUGAACACAGAGGAAGUCACAUACGAGAGAGGUUCUAUGUAUGUAAGGAAUGUGGGAAAGCCUUUAAUCAAGCCUCAUCCCUUCCUAGACAUAUGCGAACUCACAGUGGGGAGAGGCCUUAUGAAUGUAAGGAAUGUGGGAAAGAUUUUAGUCUGCCACUGUCUUGA
This is a messenger RNA of Orycteropus afer afer, 885 nucleotides long. The record is from RefSeq and is a predicted model, not a curated record. Lineage: Eukaryota; Metazoa; Chordata; Mammalia; Tubulidentata; Orycteropodidae.